AUGGGUUGUUCUUCUUCUUCCAUGGUUUUUGUGGGUUCUUUGGAUAAAGAAUUAUCCAAGAGCACCGUGGGUUUUUCCGGGAUUCCAAUUGGUUUCGCAUUCCAUCCUUUUGACCGUAAUCUUGUCACCCAUUAUCUCUACAAGAAGUUGGAGGAGUGGGUGGCUCGGAAUUCAAUGGCUUGUCAAGAUAUUCACCUACGAGAAUCCCAAAUCCAAGGCUUAGAAUGGUGCUUGGAUGAUUCGAAAUACAUCCUUGUUGCUAAUGAUAUUGUCGGCACUCCUACCGCAACCGUUGUUUGCCAUUCGAGGAAGAAGCAACUCAUCGAAGACAGCCAUGUAUGA
Messenger RNA from Dovyalis caffra, 342 nucleotides. Lineage: Eukaryota; Viridiplantae; Streptophyta; Magnoliopsida; Malpighiales; Salicaceae. The record is from the annotation of a GenBank genome assembly.